Lobosporangium transversale is the source of this 942-nucleotide messenger RNA. RefSeq lists its product as hypothetical. Lineage: Eukaryota; Fungi; Mortierellomycota; Mortierellomycetes; Mortierellales; Mortierellaceae. The record is from RefSeq and is a predicted model, not a curated record. The transcript has 4 exons. Bases 1 to 942 code for a protein of 313 amino acids.
AUGUGGUGUUCAGUGCCUUUACGUACCUAUCCAGAUGAGCCAGAGGAUGGAGGAGGAGGCAACACCACAUGGCCUUGGGAUGGCUUCCCCUGGAACCCACCUCACCAGGAUCAAAACGCUACAUUGCAGCCCUCUUCGCUUAUCGCAGCAGCAAUAACAGCUACUGCAGGAGGUGUAGCAGCAGGAUUCGAUGGUGGCGCACUAUCAGCAAACCUAUCAAACCUAUCAGCCAAUCUCACCAACAUGCUUCCAACGACGCCUCCACAACCGGCAAUCUUUAACAUCUAUUCACUCAACUGGUGGCCCAAGGCCCUCGGUGGUCUCACAUCCUACUUCAUUUUCUGGCUCUCAACACAACUCAUGGGGAUCUUGGUCUAUUACUUUACUGGACUAGAAAGCUAUCGUCUUACCUGGGUCUUCCUCACUUUCUGCACCAUGACUAUGCCACUCCUUAUUGCGUUCCUAGUCAUCCGUUCUGAAAACCGAAAUGUAUAUCGACAUUCGCUCACAAUGGCUCAAAAGACAUUUCUCUCAGCUUCGUCGAUCGAAUCUCGGAUUCCAGCUUCUUAUAUCCGCUUCCUAUGGUUUUGUGUCGCCCUCGCUAUUGCGCUCAGCACCAUUGUCACAGGAGAGAUGUAUGCAGAUCAGUUUCAGGCACCACGGACGACUCCGCAUACGACAAUUGAGGACUGGUGUAUGUGUAUUCGUGGGACGUAUGAGGAGUACAAACGACAGGUCGGACGUGGAUUGUUCUUGAGAAACUUGGCAGAGAAUGUGACAAUGUUGGCGUUCUUGUUAUGGAAGGUGGAUGGGACACCAUGUCACAAAGGAGGCCCUCAAGAUUUCAAAGAAUACCCUGAGCUGAUUGUUGUCUUCAUCUUGGUCAUGAUUCAUAUCCUACAGGACAUGUUGCUCUCUUUACUGGAUCUCAACUUUGCAUAG